Molecule: messenger RNA, 2507 nt
Organism: Moneuplotes crassus
Lineage: Eukaryota; Ciliophora; Spirotrichea; Euplotida; Euplotidae
Source: the annotation of a GenBank genome assembly
UUGAGUAUUGCUCCUCGAACUUUAAAGAAGUCAGCUAGCUCAAUCGGAUUCCGAGCGAAGAGAAUGCUGAGUUUAAAGAAUCAGAAAUAGCGAGAAAUUUAGUAGGAACAAUGAGCCAGCUGCAGAAUCUCAAAUUGAUUUCUCAGACCGUACAAUCUCUGAGGAAUCUAAGAAUUUCAUGGAUUUUGAAGCACAUGAUGAGAAGGCUAAAGAAGCUAUUUUCCAACAAAUUUUUACUAUACUGAAACUUAACCCAAAUAGAAGGCGUAAAAAGCAGCUGUUAGAGCUAAAGGAAUACUUUAAAAACCUUGAUUUCUUCAAAUAAACUAGAAACACCUGAUGAAUAUGACGAUAUCUCUGCACAACUUUCAAGGUUCAGGUACCUUAAAGCAUUCAAUCUGUCCCAGGACCAGAAAGUGUUCGACUAUGGUGACAAAGGAGAUUGCUUCUACAUCGUUAUUAAAGGAUCUGUUGGUAUCAAGGUGCCUACAACCUGCAACAAGGAGUUCACCCAGAAGCAAUUUGUUGCCUUUUUAGAGAAGAAUAAAGAUGACCUUAUAUUUGAUAAAAUUAAGCAUCACCUCCCAGUGAAGAACCUGAAGGAAGGAAUCCCCAAGAAGCUUAUCUUAGACGACACUGAAGUUAAGAACUACGAGAUCUGUAUACUAAAAGAAGUGGCUGAACUUAAGGAAGGAAUGAGCUUCGGAGAACUCGCUCUGAUCGAAAACCAGCCCCGCUCAGCUACUGUUUAUUGUAAAAGCAAGGAUGUCUACUUCGCUAUUCUAAAUAGAAAAGAUUUUGAGAAAACUUAUAGUAAUACCCAAAAAGUAUUAACUAAGCACAAAAUGGAUUUAUUAAGACAUUUUGGAAUAUUUUUCCACUUUAAAUUCAAGACCCUCAAGAAGCUAAGCUUCUAUCUCUUCGAGAGAAAAUAUUGUAUGAACCAGAGAAUAUACACUGAAGGAGAGUUCCCAGAUGGAGUAUACUUAAUAGAAAACGGUGAAUUUGAACUAUCCAAAAGUAUCUAUGAUAACAAUAUUGUGAAUAAAUUCAGAGUUUCACGUCUGGGCCAGAACCAAAUGUUUGGACUCCAGGAAUGUAUAACCCUAACUACCAGGACAAUGAACGCAACAUGUAUUUCUACAAGCGGUACUGUCUAUUUUAUCCCAUCAAAAGAUUUUGUGCACAAGUUUUUACCGAAAACUCCGGACGAGGUUAUUGAAAAAGAGCUUAUUCUGAUCCAGGAGUUCUUACAGUUGCGGUACCAGUCAUUGGUAACACUUGAGCAAGCUUCCGAUAUUAUUAAGAUGGAUGAGAUCAUUAGUAGGUAUCACUGCAGAAGAUUUGUGAAGCAUAAGAAGAAGAUGGUGGAGUAUAUUGAGAAGGUGCAGCAGGAUGAUGACCCGAGUUUGAAGUAUAAGAGGAAGGGGCUAGAGAGAGAGGUUUAUAAUCAGUCUGUAAAACAGAAAAGAGUGCCUUAUUUUAGUGAGGGUGAGAAGAUUAAGCCGGUAGAAAGUCGUGAAAGGAUUUCUAGUAGGGUGGAUACGAGUAUUGUGUCUUCGAGCUCGAGAUUAGAGAAAAAUGAUAAGAAAUCUAUUAGGAAUAAGAUGAGGAAGAAAUUGACUAUAAAAAUGGAUGAUCGUUUAUCCCCAAAGAAUACUUUAACUAACCAAAUUACUUUACUCAAGAAAUCACUGAAGAAAAGCCAUGAUUUGAAGGUAACAAAACCCAAAAUUAGAGUCAUCAAGAAGCUCAGACGAUCCCAAAAGAUGAAUCUUAAAAGCAAACCACUGAAGGAAAAAUAUAAGAUUGCAAAUAAAAGGAAUUUCUUCAUAACCCUUCCUAAAUAAAAAACAUUCAGCUAUAAAAAUUGGAGGAAUGAGCAUCAAAAAGAUCUGAAACACUAUUGAAAGUCCUAAUGCUGAGAAAUAGCAUCCAGACCUCUGAAUUUAAAUUCAAAAAGAUCAAAGUCUUAAAUAAAGACACCAAAGAUGGAAUGUCCUCAACAAAGGCCUCAGGGAGGGUUUCAAAAUACUCUCGCUUCAUUCCGACCACCAAUGUAUUCAAAUCAAUGGAUGGCAAGAACCGAUAUGGCAAAACCUUUUAUAAAGUAAACAGCUUGGAUCAGUACCAAAAGCAUAUCCCAGAGAGGUUUUCUAGAAGAGUUGUGAGGCAAAAACAUCUAGAGUUAUCCCAUAAUAGUUCUCAUAACUCUUCUCUUAAAAAGGUCGCAGAGGAUAACUCUGAGUAUUUCGCAAAUAUAAAGAUACCGAUAUCAUUGAGGAAAGAGUUUGGCAUGAAGCAUACACAAUCUACAGAAAUAUCUCUUUCCUCAACAUUACCGCCGAAGAGAGCUAGUCCUAGUGUAGACAUCAAGCCAAAGUUUAAUGUCAAGAUGGAAAGAUUUCCUAAGGCUAUUGACGAGUUCAUGGCUGAGAAUAAUCUCGAUCUGGCUUAAUUGAGCAUUGCAGUUUUUCAAGUAUAACACUUAUGUUCAGAUUCAAUUA